This is a messenger RNA of Gilbertella persicaria, 1351 nucleotides long. RefSeq lists its product as uncharacterized. The transcript has a single exon. The coding region runs from base 466 to 720 and encodes 84 amino acids. NCBI's taxonomy places the organism in Eukaryota, Fungi, Mucoromycota, Mucoromycetes, Mucorales, Choanephoraceae. The record is from RefSeq and is a predicted model, not a curated record.
CGAAUUGCAAUAAAUAACAGAUAGUGUAUAUUUUUCACUUUUCUUACGAAUUGCAAUAAAUAACAGAUAUGAAGGCCAUGUGGAAAUUAGCUCCAUAUUUUCAUCUUGGUAAACUUCCUUAAAAGCAUUAUAAAUACAUUAUUCUUCUUCUCAGGUCUCAAGCUUUGUUUCUUUUCCUUUCACUACUGUUAUGCAAACAUCAACGCGAACUUGAACUCAAAAAGAAGACAUGUCACAAGCUAAAUGUUUCGAGACCGAAAGCAUAAAACAAGAAAACAAUAGCCCUAAGUUUACUUUUGCAAGUGAAAAAGAUGUGCUUUCGAAAGAAGAUAGUGUGGUGGUAAAGCAAGAAUUAGAAGAAAAGCUUCAUAUUUCGCUGUAUGUCACCGAAGUUAAGGUCAUCACUAAAAAAGGCAAACAAAGUUUUGCUGUUCUCUAGUGUUAACUUCAAAUAAAAACAAAAGUAUGUUCUGCCAAAUAUGCAAUCAAUUGUUUGCAACUAGAGCUAUAUAUAAGGAGCAUACUAGGAUGACACAAAAGCAAAGGACAACACCGGCAAUGCCAAAUAAAAAUAUAGCUUUGGUCAAUCCACUUGGUUUAAAAAAGCCCGAUUAUCACUGUGGCGCAUGUAAUAAAGUCUACAAGAGAAAGAGCCAAUAUUUACGACAUCUUGCCAAAGCUCAUUCUACGGGUGUGGAGCGAGGCAAUAUCAACAUUUGACCUGAUCCUGAAGAUCCUAAAUAUCAUCACCAACCAUCCGAAAUAAUAUUUUUAUCGAAGCCAAAUUACGAUCCUCCUUCUUGGGACUAAGCUUGACAGGAAGAUUCAAGCAAAAGGUCUCAAUAACAAAUCAAGUAUUAAGCCUGAUGCUAAUGGUUCCAAUAACUACUGCCGAACAUUUUCAUGUAUAUUAAGCUAGGCUACCCAUCUUGCGACUAAACACACCAAGAAGAUUCUACCUUAUACUACCGUCUUCAAUCCAAACAUUCAUCCUUAUGAUAAUGAUCCUAACAACUAUAGUCAAGCAUGCGAAAGAAUCUUUUCAUCCAAGCCAAGCUACAUUUCUCAUCUUAGGAUCAAAAAUGGCAAGAAGAUUUUGCUGAACAUUUUGGCUAAGCCUAGUGGACCUAGCAAUCGCACGAAAGAAUAUUCGUGUUUAGAUUAAGUGGGAAGACUCAUGUUAGGAGUCAAUGCAGCAAGAAAUGGAUUGAAUGAAUUUUUGUAUAUAUAUAUAUAUCUUACUUGAACUUCGCGACUUCAUCAAUGAAUAUUGUUUAUUUUAUGAACUUCCUAGAGCAGCAUGCGUUCAAUAAAGAUGCCUUAUUUACAUCUGUAACAUGCAAAUAAACUC